Molecule: messenger RNA, 2345 nt
Organism: Lutzomyia longipalpis
Lineage: Eukaryota; Metazoa; Arthropoda; Insecta; Diptera; Psychodidae
Exons: 3
Coding region: 662-2161 (499 amino acids)
Source: RefSeq, a predicted model, not a curated record
UUACAAAGAAGUUCCUCGUUCAUGUAUUCUAACGUAAUCCUCAAUAUCUGGAUACCAAACCCUCAAAGAUUAAAAAAAAUGUAAUUAGAUGCGUCAUUUAAACGACUUUAUCAACCUAAUUCUGCCCAACCAGACAUAGUGACGCCCCUAGAAGAUUCCAAAAAAAAUCUUUUCUCAACAAAUUAGGCAAAUAAUCUCAAAAUGAGCCACAAUUUAACCUUUUUGCCGGCAAUUUCAUCCCAUUUAAUGAAUAAAAUAAUUGCAAAAUCCCACCGCUGACCUUCCUUUAGGCACGCCACUGACUCUUUUUUUGUCUCUAAACCACAAAACACUCAAACUUUAUCGUCAAUUCUCGCACACACAUCAGCAAAAAUUCUCUCUGAUAAAAUUUUCCAAGAAUACAUAACGCGGUGCGUUCGAUUUUGCUAUCUUAUCUGUUGGUUGAGCGAAAGAAAGGAAAAUACGCCUUCAUAUACCUGAUAAACGCAAUUUUUUCACACUUCUCUUACUCACCAAUUGCCGCACACAAUUAGAUCACGAAAAGUUCUUGCCAGGGAGUUCACGAUUUUGUGAAUUCCAUAAGAAUUUAUUCAUUUUUUUCUUUUUUUUUUUUAAAGAAAUCUUUUAGUGAGGAGUUUUAAGGAACAAAAAGUGUGUGAAGAUGCUACGGGAGAGAGGAUAUUUUAUCUUCCUCCUCCUAUUUGCGAGUGAAUGUUUAAUGGUGCAUGGAAGUGAUUACAGUCAUGAAUACAUUGAGGACGUUGAUAAAAAUGCGGGUGAUCAAUUUGUGAGCAAUGAAGACGUUGAAUUAUUGAGGCCAGAACGGGUGAAUCAUGAACCCAAUGAAGACUACGAUCGUGAAGAUACGGACACUAUUUUCCAGAACACCCCACCGCAGGUUCACUGCAUCCACCGCGAUCAGGGGCGUAUUUGUGAUUGUGGAUUUCGCAAUGAGGAAGCCGUCUUGCCCAUAAUGAUGGGGAGUAUUGCUCAUGUGACGGUGAGCAAUUGUAAAUUCGUCCGGGUACUCAAUGGCACCUUCAGCGCCCUCACAAUGCUCACACGGGUCACCUUUGUUAACAUCGAGGAUCUCGUGCUGGAUGAAAACUCCCUCUCAUUCCCACGCCAAUCCCUACAGCUACGUGUCACGCUGUCUUUCGAUAAUGUCAUCAUUGAACAAAUACCCUCUCAUGCCAUUAAUGGCUUCAUCAAUGGGCUAACGUUUGAGAGGUGUCGCAUUGGGUGGAUCAGCCCCUUUGCAGUGACGGGAAUUAGGCUUAGACUUGAUGCAUUUGCCAUUCGAAAUACCUUCAUAAGUCGCAUUGAGCAUCAGGCAUUCAAAAAAUUCACCACUUCCACAUUCCAAAUUACAAAUUGCACCGUAAGAAGUCAACUACCCUCGAGGAGUUUCUACGAUCUCGACGUUCUAAGUUCUCUGCACAUCUCCCAUAAUAACUUCACAGGACGCAUCCAUUCGAGAGCUUUUGAUUUUCAAGUUGUGAGCAACGUUGGGAUCUUCCAGAACUACUUUGGAGGCCUCAGUGGGCAGAGCUUUGUCAUGUCAACCAUCAAUAUGCCCUUCAUAACGGAGAACAACAUCAGUUUGGCUGAAACACGAGCUUUUAUUGCCAUUGUGGUUGAGAGGGACGUCCAGCGACGGCUCAAUGAGCCCUUGUUUUUGGAUUUCUCCCGCAACAACUUCGACACCCCCGACUGGCCUCAACCACUGAUCUUUGCCCCGGAAUUUCGUCUCAUCUUCACGCGCAAUCAAUUCAUCACGCCCAUCACGUGUGCCCAACUAAAUCGAAUACGCGACAAUGAGUUCUUCAAUCUCUUCUCCAGUGAAACCUUCUUUAGGCUCAGUGACUACAUAAUUGACGGGGGUAGUGCGGAAGUUGGUGGGAGGGAUGAUGUCUUCUCAUUUGCCUACAUUACUGAGAAUUUCUGCAUUGAAUCAUCCUACUUUUGGUGGAUUAUCUUGGGUAUUAUUCUCUUUGUUCUCCUCCUACUUGUUAUCUUUAUGAUUCUCCUGUGUGUCUGGUGGAGGAAGCAAAAGGAAAAGAGACGAUUGGAAAUAAUCCAACCAGAGGGAAAAACCUACCGUGAAACCCAAAUUGUCAUGCAAAUUGAAAAUCAUGGACUCUUGAAGACUGACUUGUAAAACAAAUUCUUAGUCACACGAAUGUUAAUUUAUGUGUAAAAGAUUUUUAGUUAUUUAAGGAAUUUUCUUUUGUGUAGAAAGAGGCCGAAGUCUAACUAUGUAUUAGGCACACUACUAAGUCAAUUUGUGAUCAAAUGUUCCUAGAGGAAAUACAAAGAAUAAUGUAGGAUAGGGAAGAACAAAA